Messenger RNA from Linepithema humile (Argentine ant), 999 nucleotides. Lineage: Eukaryota; Metazoa; Arthropoda; Insecta; Hymenoptera; Formicidae. The record is from RefSeq and is a predicted model, not a curated record.
GCAGUCGGAACAGUCUCAACUGAGCUCGCUAAAAUUUUACGUCGCGUCGUGGAUCCAUUACGGAAUAUUAGUUAGGCUGAUGGCAGAGAACGAGAAUGCACUUUUACCAAAAUCUACAAAAACGUUUAUAGGAACGUCAUUCGCAAAAUACAAUAUCGAACAAUCCAGGAGAAAAUCCGAGUAAAAUAAGGGCCCUAGGCGGGAUUCCAGUAUAAUUUCUAAGAAAAACCGUGGAAACAAAGCCUGGGCCUGGGUACAUUUUAAAUAAUAGAUCCGUCCAUGCCCGCCGUCCCCCAUUACAUAUGGGUUCAAGCUAGAUUUCCCAGAUAGAUCCAAGCUAUACUCAGGGAAGGGCCAGACUUUUUCCUAGACCAGAUUUUUACCUGGGCAGAUACUUGGGAACGAGCUCAAGAGAAAUUAGCAGAGGCAAUAGAAACAUCAACUAUUUUGGAUUUUGAAGAUUUUUCCGAGGAAGAAUGGAGAUUACAAAUGAAGAAGCAAAGGAGAAAGAAUGCUCGAAAAUUGUACGAUUCCACAGAAUCUUCAGGUGAAGGCAAAGAAAGCAAAGAGUCUACAACGCAUUAUCGUCGUAAAAUAUGAAGAAACGAUGAUUGUCACUAUGACCAGAAAAAAGAAGGAAUAUGCAAUCAAAACUAAUGAGCAAUUAUUGGAAUUUGAAAGAAAAUUAAAAAGUCUCAUAUUCUUCCAAAAAAAGAGUUCGUCCUUGAAAAUAAUUGGUGGAGACAAAGUAAACUUAACAACGUAUGCAAUUCUUAGCAAAUUAAUUGCAGAUAUACUUGCCACAAAAUAUAGCUGGCAUGGAAGAAAAGGGAAAAAAGUCUGUGCUGAACUUUUGACAGCAAAAUUAAUUAUAAAAACUGUACGUAUGAUACGGAAUGUAUUGAUGUACAAAUAAUAGAAGCCGCUUCAACAUGGCUUGCUCAAACAACAACACGUGUGAAACGUGUUCAGGCCAAGAUGCAACAAAUAGAACAAUUG